AAACUCAAUCGAUGCCCAAGUGACCCAUCGGAAGUUGAAAACCCCCCCCGCACAGUCAUAUUGCCUUGUUGUUGCCAACCGUCGCUGGCAGCUAAGGCGGGAUGGAUACCGACAACACUUUCUCCUCUCGUCGGUCUCCUGUGGUGUGUUUGCACGGCUGCGUAGCGUCCAGCCAGCCGCUAGCUUCAAAUGUAGGACUGGAUGUCCUGAAGCGUGGCGGUAAUGCGGCAGACGCUGCGGUUGCCGUGGCAGCGGCGCUGGCGGUAACUGAGCCGUGCAACACCGGCCCCGGUGGCGACGCCUUCUGCUUGUUCUACGACGGAAAAACGGGAGAGAUCAGAGGAAUUAACGGCAGUGGUCGGUCGCCCAGAGCUCAGACCCUGGAGUUCCUGGAAGGCUGUGGUUACACUGCAGAGGCCCCUCCUUCACCUUUUGAUGUAGUGAAUGUCACAGUACCCGGGGCUCCUGCGUGUUGGUGUGACACCGUACAGCUGUUUGGUAGUCACAAGCUGUCCUUUCAGGAGGUGCUGUGCGGGGCGGUGGAGCUUGCAGAGGUGGGGUUUCCUGUUGCUGAGGUAGCAGCUCAGCACUGGGCGAACGGGGUGGCCGCUCUGAGAGAUGCUGGGAAGGAACUAGGUGGGGACCUGCUGAUUGACAAUCGGGUGCCCAAAUGCGGACAAGUAUUCAGAAACCCUGCCCUGGCCCAGACCCUGAAGGAGCUGGGUGAACUGGGAAAACCAGCUUUCUACCAGGGCAGAGUGGCCCAAGCCAUUGUUGAUGUCAUCAGCCAACAUGGAGGAGUCAUGACCGUGGAUGACCUCAGCAGCCAUGAAAGUGAGGUCAUCACCCCCACAAGCACAGAUUACAAGGGCGUGUGUCUGUGGGAGCCCCCUCCUAACAGUCAGGGACUUGCUGCCCUGCUGCUGCUCAACAUCCUGGAGAACUUCCCUCUCAAAGCUCUGGGCCAUAACAGCUCUGACUACAUCCAUGUGUUGGUGGAGGCUGUGCGUCUGGCACUAACAGACGCUCUGUGUUACCUGGGCGAUCCAGACCAUGUGACCGUCCCUCUGGAAACAUUACUGGACAAGUGCUACAGCCACCAGCGAGCGCAGCACAUUAGCAUGGAAAGGGCCAUGGAGGGAGUGAAGCCUGGCCUACUGCCAGGGAGCGACACAGUCUAUUUCUGUGUGACUGACAGUCAGGGGAACGCCUGUUCAUUUAUUAACAGCCUCUAUAUGAGGUUUGGGACCGGGCUGGUACCAAAGGAUUGUGGAUUCUCACUACAGAAUCGUGGUGCCAACUUUUCUCUGCGCCGUAACCAUGCUAACUGUGUUGCUGGGGGGAAACGGCCCUUUCACACCUUAAUGCCUGCACUCCUCACCGCCUCUGAAACCGGAUCACACAGACCACGGCUCCUCGCUGCACUCGGGGUGGUGGGGGCUUUUAUGCAGCCGCAGGGACACGUACAGGUGUUGCUGAACAUGUUGGAGUUCGGCAUGAAUCCUCAGCAAGCUCUGGACGCGCCGAGAGUCUUCGUACAGUAUGACCAAAAAACUGAUGAGUGGGUGGUUAAUCUGGAGGAGGGGGUCGACCGGGAGGUAGUCGAGGAGCUGAAAAGACGGGGCCAAAAAGUCAAGUGGCCAAUCACAGGCCACAAUAGGUCCCAGUUUGGGCGGGGACAGAUCAUCACAGUUGGGGAUUGGUGGAACCCGUCUGUCAAUCAAGCCGAUCAUCCAACGAGGGUGCUGUGGGCAGGAUCAGACCCCAGAGCUGACGGAUGUGCUCAGGGAUACUAGACAUACUUAACCUGCUUUAAUCUCCUCCG
Xiphias gladius (swordfish) is the source of this 1825-nucleotide messenger RNA. Its product is annotated as glutathione hydrolase-like YwrD proenzyme. The transcript is spliced from 12 exons. The coding region runs from base 102 to 1796 and encodes 564 amino acids. The record is from RefSeq and is a predicted model, not a curated record. NCBI's taxonomy places the organism in Eukaryota, Metazoa, Chordata, Actinopteri, Istiophoriformes, Xiphiidae.